AUGUUACCAAUAACACCUGUAUCGGCUGCUACAAUUUUAGCUGGAAAUAAUAAUCAUCAUCAUCAUCCACAUUAUCAGAAUUAUCAUCGACAGCAACAACAACAACUUGAAAAUCAUAAUGAUAAAGUUGAACGUUAUCUACAUUAUUGUCGUCAAUUACAACAACAACAACAACAAGAUGAAUCAAUCGAUGUUGAUCGAUCGGAUUCUAAUGAAUCUAUAAAUGGGUUGUGUUCGAAUUUAAAAAAUAUUGAAAAAUCAUUGCCACCUUUAUCCAUCAGCAGCAGCAGCAAUGGUAAUAAGAUUUGUCAAAAAUCAAUCCAGAAUAAUAUUGUUUCACAUAUUGAUGAUGAUUCUGGUGAUAAUGGAACAUUCCUAUUGGAUUCGUGGCUAGAGAAUAAAUUACAAACAAGUUUUAAACAAUUGAAUUCAAUAUUACGAAAUGAUUGCCAUCAUCAUCAUGAUGAAUGUUGUGAAAUAUUUUUCCUACAUCAUCAUAAUGAUGAUAGCCAACAAGAACUACAACAACAACAAUCACAGAAAAUCAAUCAAACACUAGUGGACAAUGGUGGACAUGAUACUGGCAAAAUUGAUUCAAAACCAGUAAAUAAUGAUCCACUGUCAAAUAAUAGUUUUACCAAAUGGCAAAAAGAAAAUCUUGACAAAUGUAUUGAGCGAUUAGAAAGGAUCAUUUCCAAUUUCAAUUCCGUUUGCGUUGAUGAUGAUGAUUCAAGCAUAUGUUGUAUAAUAUUAACACGACCAAAUAAUGAAUUACGAUCAAAUGAUAAUGAUAAUAAUAAUCUAAUCUAUGUUUAUCCACCGAUAGAAUCGGUAAAUAAUGAUCUUCAUCAUCAAUGUGAUCAAUCAUCAUCAUCAUCAUCAUCAUCAUCAACGUGGCCAAAAACAUUACCUAUGAACAAAAAUAGUAGCUCUCCAAAUAGUCGAUUAACCCGUUUGAGUGGUAUGUUUGUCACGUUAUUCGAUGUAAUGAUAAAACUUGAACAACAACAACAACAACAACGGCAACAAACAACUAGUCAUUCAAUGGAUAAUAAUAUUCUAUCCAUAUCUAGUUUACAAUUAUCCGGUAUUGAUGAUUAUAACCAAUUCAAUGAUAUUAUGUCUGAAUAUCGGAUUAGUUUCAUAAUUGAAAAUGAUAAUAAUAAUGAUGAUGAUGAUGAUGAUAAUGAACCAAUUAUAAUGGCCAUUGCAAUGCCUAUUAAUCGUUUUGAUUUGAAUAAUGUGCGUGCAAUGGCACAAUUAAUAUAUGAUUCAAUGAGAAUUUUAUUUGGUUCAAUUCGUGCUACGUUUUCAAAUAAUCAUCAUCAUUAUUGUCAUCAAAAUCAACAACAGCAUUCCAAUUCAAUCUUUGAUUAUUUAAAUAAAAUUUUUAUCACUAUGAAUACGAUGCUUAAAUUAUCAUCAUCAUCAUUAUCGAAUAAUAAUUGCCACAAUUUAACUAUCGAUUCAUUACAAUUAUCAGGAACAUUUCCAAUGCAUAAUCAAUCAAAUGAUGCAACAUUAUUACCAUUACAACAUCUUUUCAUAAAUGAAACAACAACCAUGACUAUAUCGAAUGUUUGUAAAUAUCUUAAUGAUUAUGAUUCACUAGAUUGGAUCGAUGAAAGUAUUCAAUUCUAUAAAGAUGGUAAUGAUAUUGAACAAGCAUUAAGUGAACAUUUUGCCCGCUGCCUUGUAUCUAUCGAUGACCCGAAUCAUCUUGUUGGACCAAACAUAUUACCACCAUUACAGCAACCUUCAUCAUCAUCAUCAUCGUUGUUGUUGUUGGAUAAUAAUCACAUCUUUGAUUUAUUAGAACUUGAAUUAACUUUUUUCACUGUGAUUGGUAGCUGUCUAUUCUAUAGAGGUUGUCUGGUUAAAUCUCAUUUACCAAAUUAUUGUUUAUCGAUUAUUCAUCGUUAUCUUUAUACACGUGCAAUACAUGCAUUGGCUAGCCAUGGUCAUUAUCAUUUGGUACAUUUUAUCCGGUUUCAUCAUCCAACCAUCAUUGAUAAACAAUGGAAAUCAUCACCAUCAUCGAAUGGCAAACAAACGGAUUUAUUUCUACUCAUAUUAGGUCAUGGCCAUCUUAUUCAUUGUACCAUCAUACAAGUUUAUCGAUUUGAUCGAUCAGCUGAUUCGAUGAACAUUAGAUUUUUUGAUAAAUAUAGUGGUGAACAGAAAACAAAAUCCAAUCCAUCAUCUUCUAUUAUGGAACAAAAUAAUGAUUAUCAACAACAACGACAACAAUUACAAUUACCAUCAUCAUUUGCAUUUUAUGUUUUUAUCAAAGAAUCUUAUCGUCUUUUAAAUUUUUAUCUACAUCGAUUUGCUAUUGAUGAACAGCUUGAAUAUUCAUUUAAAAUGACUAGAUAUUUGAAUCAAUCAUAUUUAAUGAAUUUUUUCGAUAAAACAUUUACUAGUCAAAUUAAUGAUAAUAAAUGGCUAAAUAGAUUGAAUCCAUUCAACAAACUAAUGAAUCGUUUAUCCAAACAAGAUAAUAACAAAAAUGAAUCAUUCAACACACGAUUCGAUACGAUAAUGAAUCGAGAAUCGGAGGAUAAUGAUGAAUAUAUUGACAAAUUAACGGCUUUACGACGAUCAUCACGUAGUGGUAGCCAUCAUUCAGCUUAUUCAAUGAAUCCAAGCAUUGCUGAAUCACUAUUAUCCAAUGGAUCUUUGUAUAGUCAAUCGACCAUUCAUUCUAUUACAUCGACUAUUGCAUCGUCAUCGUCAUCAUCAUCAUUAUUAUUUGAUCAUCAAAUUCAUUCACCAUCAUCAUCAAUCAAUGAUAAACGAUCAUUUUGGCCUUGUGAACAUUUACCUGAUACAUUUAUUUGUUAUUUGAAUAUUGAACAUGAUUUUGAAACAUUUUAUGGGCCAAUUCUUAACAGUAGUGACAAUGAUACUGGCCAACAGCAGCAAUUAUGGCUAAUUAAUUUAAUGUCAGAAUUAUAUUUACGAAUCAAUCAAUUACGAGAACAUUUACAAUCAAUGUGUAAUGUUGAAAUGAAACGUCGACAACGAUUACGAAAAUCAUCACCGAUGAUGAUCAAUGCCAUUGGCGAUGAUAAUCAAAACGAUAGCCAUAAAAUGACUACAGUAAAAACAGCAAAAACAAUCAUUUUUCAUUACGAUUCAAAUGGCCAACCAAUAGUAGCGGCAACAAAAGAUGGACAACAACAACAACAACAACAACAAUUAAAUCAUCAUUUACAGAUGCGUAUAUUGAUUAUUGGUCAUUGUCACAUGGAUUAUCAAUCAUCCGAAGAUCAUGAUCAAAUUAUUGAUGAAUUUUAUUCAUGUUUUCGAUUGAAAAAUCAACCGACGAAUGCACAACAAACAUCCUGAAAACGAAUCAUCAUCAUCAUCAUUUCAUUUGGUAAAUUAAUUUUCGGUGAUGAUUCAGAUCAAAAUCGACAAAAAUCAUAUCAAAUUGAACAAUCGGAUAUGAUAUGGAUGGAUAUUGAUCGAUUGAUAAAUAAUAUACGUAUUGAGAAUCGAUAUCAACGAUAAAAAAAAACAAUACUCAAACUAGUUUAUUCGUUCAAAUUUGCACUAAUAUUUGUUGUUUUUAAUUUGUGAUUUCUCAAUCAAUCAAAAUCUAAAUCAAAAAUAAAAAAUAAAACGCGUGU
Molecule: messenger RNA, 3635 nt
Organism: Dermatophagoides farinae (American house dust mite)
Lineage: Eukaryota; Metazoa; Arthropoda; Arachnida; Sarcoptiformes; Pyroglyphidae
Source: RefSeq, a predicted model, not a curated record